This is a messenger RNA of Ruditapes philippinarum (Manila clam), 779 nucleotides long. RefSeq names its product thioredoxin domain-containing protein 12-like. The record is from RefSeq and is a predicted model, not a curated record. NCBI's taxonomy places the organism in Eukaryota, Metazoa, Mollusca, Bivalvia, Venerida, Veneridae. Bases 84 to 572 code for a protein of 162 amino acids. The transcript has 7 exons. Gene Ontology annotation, cellular component: endoplasmic reticulum.
UAAAACCCAGACUGGUCUCCUGCUCAUUUCGUCAGGGGAACAAGUCAGACAAGGAAACAGCAGAUUACUGUAAACAUUUUAAAAUGGCACACGUCACAUUUAUUGUCACGCUUCUUGUUGCAGUUUCAACACUUUGUUUAUCAAAAGACCUUUCAAACGGUUGGAAUGAUAAAAUAAAAUGGCAGACCCUUAAGGAUGCAUUGAAGGAUUCUGAAGAAACUAAAAGACCAGUGAUGCUGGUGAUCCAUAAAUCAUGGUGCGGAGCUUGUAAAGCUUUAAAACCUAAGUUUGAGGAGUCUGUUGAUAUAGAAGAACUCAGCCCACAUUUUCACAUGGUGAAUGCACUUGAUGAUGAUGAACCUAAAGAUUCAAAAUAUGCUCCAGAUGGUGGAUAUAUACCUAGAAUAUUGUUCAUAUAUGAAGGUGAAGUAAGAGAUGAUUUAAUCCACGAGGGAGGAAAUGCUAAAUAUAAAUAUUACUAUCAUAAUCCAGAAGGAAUUGUAAAGACGAUGAAAAGGGCAAUAGAGAAAUUUGACCUGAAACCUCCUUCUCACACAGCUGAUGAGCUUUAACUUUAAUAUUUUUUAGUUUCACAUUUUAAGAAAAAUAGGGCAGCUAUAUUCAUGACCCUCUAGUCAUCAUUGGUGUUGGUUAACUUUUUUUUAAAGGUCCGUAUUCUCAGAAACUCAAAAGUUAUUCAGUUCAAACUUGGUAUACACAUUCACUUUUAAAAUAUGACACCAUUUUCAAAAGGGUAGAUAAUCUGAAUAUUAUUUUUU